AUGUGGUACAGUCGUGCUGAGCGCAUCAGCCCCACCCACAAGUACCGUUAUCCAUUCCUGGACAUCUGGUUCUACACAGUCGACGGCGACACUCUGCGCUUGAACUACUGGACGGAAGAGGAGAAGGCGGGAGUGGCCUUGGCUCCUGUAGCCCCUGGAUCUGCAAUCAAAAGCUCUCGCCUGUACACUCACGAGAAGCACAAGGACAAAUACGAUGACAUGCACACAGUCUAUCGCAAACAAGACUUCCUUCCUUUGGUGAAACGGUACUACGGUGGAGCGUUAGUGGGUGCGCCUGUGAACUCUGCACGAUUGCUGUAUGACAAGUUUGGCAACUUUGACGUCUCUUGUUUUCUCGGGGGCUGGAAUCACAGGAAAGAGGUGUGGGUGGCCUCUCGUCCGUUUGACUGCUGUGCGGUCUAUGGCCGUGUGCCGUUUGUCGAGCGAUCACAUGUGCAUAGCCACGACGGCACCUUACUAUUGGUAGAGACACUCAAGGCAAACAACACCACAGUACACCACCUACUCGUGGAUCAGCACCAGCGUAUGGUAUACAUGCCACCCUAA
This is a messenger RNA of Sphaeroforma arctica JP610, 567 nucleotides long. RefSeq lists its product as hypothetical. The transcript has 4 exons. Lineage: Eukaryota; Ichthyosporea; Ichthyophonida. The coding region runs from base 1 to 567 and encodes 188 amino acids. The record is from RefSeq and is a predicted model, not a curated record.